AUGUCGCUUUCUAACCUUGCAUCAAUGAUUGCUGGAGGAUUACGAAGCUGGUGUAGUAUGAUUUGGAGUGGUAUCAUGUCGAUUUUCUUCAUCAUUGGUAGCAUUUUUCAACAUUCACCUCUUGCGGUCAUAGAACAGAAGGCGACUGAAGUAAUACACGAACCACAGCAUACGACAACAACUGUUCAGGAUCAAAAGGAUGCGCAGUCGAACAUAGUUUAUGUUCCGUCUCCAUCACCAGCAGUUGAUGAGUCGAAAUUGAUCGAGAAGAUCAGCGCAAUUGUGCGAGCAAAAGUGGACCAGGAUCUUAAAAUUAAACUGGAGAAGGAGCUGAAGUCGCUGACCGCCUCUUAUGAGCAGAAGCUUUCGAAUCUUAAGGUUGAGAAGCAUCGCACUGAUGUUGAUUAUGCUCAUUUGGAGUCGCUGAUCCGCUCGGCAAUUUAUGAGUACGAUAGCGACAAGACGGGCAUGUUUGACUUCGCUUUGGAGAGUGCAGGGGCUUCUAUUAUUUCUACUCGUUGCUCGGAGAACUACGAUACUUACACUCGUUUGGAGAAGAUUUGGAACAUACCACUAUGGUAUUCCAGUUAUGGUCCAAGAACUGUAAUACAGCGCAACUCGAAGACAUUGUUCCCUGGAGAAUGCUGGUCGUUCAAAGGACCUGUAGGAUACAUUACAAUUGGACUAUCCCAUCCGAUUAAUGUCACAAUUGUCAGUUAUGAGCACAUUGGUGCGCAUCAAGCACCAGGAGGAGAACGUCCGAGCGCUCCUAAAACGUUCAAAAUCUGGGCUUACAAGUCAGAAUCCGACAUGAGCUCCAGAGUUCUUCUUGGCGAUUUCAUGUAUGAUAUCAAAGGUAGCCCCCUGCAAUUCUUCGUGAUCAAAGUAAGUACUUCUUCUUCAAAUCCAGGCUAUGCGUAUAUGUUGUGA
Messenger RNA from Ostertagia ostertagi, 930 nucleotides. Lineage: Eukaryota; Metazoa; Nematoda; Chromadorea; Rhabditida; Trichostrongylidae. The record is from the annotation of a GenBank genome assembly.